CACGGUGCUGCCCCAGUCUCGACUUCCUGCCUGCGCCUUCUCGCCCUCCUCUGAUAUCGUCGCCUGUGUAUGAUUCUCGACAUCAGAUAACAGCGACGUACCUCUUACGGCCUUCUAGGCACCCUGCCAACUCCGCCAUUUUCACGUGCCAAUCCCCUCAUCAACAUGGCCAACAGACCAAUCGAAACAGAAGCCUUCCCAAACCUCGAAGAUGAGACAGAGAUACCCAUUGACAGAUCUCAAGAUGGCGCGGUUCCCGACGUCGGUCGCAGAGGUUCCAUUACCUCUCGACUAUCGGCUCAGACUCGUACGCGGACUGGUUCCUUAAUGCAGUCCUUCAUCCAAAGCAACCCUCCUCUGGGAAUGUGGCAGGCCACAGGCGAGGUCGGCUCCAAGAUACCCACAUUACCCGAGAUACGAAACGGAGCAUUUGCAAAUGAGGGCUGGACACAUGAAGGACAAAUGGAACAUCGAGGGACGAAUCCCCAUGAGAUUCACCGACAGAGGAUAGCCCGGACGAGUUCUGCUAGUACCAGGACGAGAAAAAGUUCGCGGUCGACAGGAGCGCCAGAGAUAGUCACAGAGGAAAGACAUGAGUUCUUUCCAAAGAGAACCCCGACAUUGCUGCAGGAGACCUUACACGAGGAAAGCCCGGCCGUGCACUCUCGGGCAGAAGAAAUUCAGCCAGCACAGAGCCCCGAAGAGAAACAUUCAGCAGAGACAAAAGAGAAAGACGCGUCAAUGGCUUCGUCACAGCAAGAGGACGCUCAAGCCGUGCGAAUCCAGGGUGGUCCGGACGAGACAGGCACGUAUCCCAACGGGUACCGCUUCCCCAGGAAACACAGUUGGACUCAAUCCACCGUGAUCGGACUAGGAGCUUUUUGGAAAUUCUUCCUCACGCCCUUCGGCUUUCUCGUAACGAUCUACGGCCUCAACGUGGUCGGUUGGGGUGCCAUGAUUUUCUUCGUCCUCCUCAAUGCUGCACCAGCAAUGUGUCAUCCCACCUGCAACUCGGACGAUAGCGCCCGUAAGAAAUGGAUCGAGAUCGACUCGCAGGUUCUCAAUGCGUUGUUCUGCGUGACAGGUUUUGGUCUCUUACCAUGGCGGGCGCGCGACUUCUACUAUGUCAUGCGCUGGCGAGUGGGAGGCAAUCAGAAAUACCAUCGUAAGCUCGCCGGCAUUUACAGGGGUUGGUACCGUCUACCAGGCUCGGAUCAGCUGGCGGAAGACGUUGGGCCGCCGCCGUCGUACACCAAGAAGAACCCACGCACACCGGAGUCACCUCCGUCUUAUUCAGAAGAGGAAGUCGCCCGCUUAGAGGAAAACCCAGCUGUUCCCCUGCCAGCGACAUCCAUGCCUGAGCCACCUUUGACCGGCAUCCGCGCUCGGCCGUCAAGGUCCUGGUCCAUCGACUUCGUCGUCUACAUGUACAUGCUCAACACGGUCUUUCAAGUCCUCCUUUGUGUCUGGAUGUGGCAUUGGGACCGAUUCACUCGGCCUUCGUGGGGGACGGGUGUAUGGAUCACUUUGGGAUGUUUGAGCGGUAUAUUUGCUGGUGUGAUGGUCUUCAUCGAGGGGAGCAAGGUCAAGCGCGCCGAAGGUAUCCCGGUCCAGGAAUAUGAUGUUCUUGAGUCGGUGGAGGAUUACCACGAGCGCAAAGCGAAGGAGGACAAGAAGGAGGCUAAGAAGAUGGCACGAAACGAGGAUCAUCGCCAUUUUAGACACAGUCAUGCUGGAACUCACGAAGUCGUCCGUUCAGAGAAAUUGAAGGGCCAUCAGUGGUUCACACGGCACUAAGUACUUGUUGAGUUAGCGAAAGGGCUGUCAAAUCGAGUUGCAGCGAGGCGUUAUGGGUAUCGGCUGGACGGUUUUGUAUCAUGGCGGCCUCUCAAAAGCCUGUCUGUCAUAAUCACUGUCUUUGGUAUCCAAUAUGAUAACC
Messenger RNA from Exophiala xenobiotica, 1939 nucleotides. RefSeq lists its product as uncharacterized. NCBI's taxonomy places the organism in Eukaryota, Fungi, Ascomycota, Eurotiomycetes, Chaetothyriales, Herpotrichiellaceae. The transcript has 2 exons. The record is from RefSeq and is a predicted model, not a curated record. The coding region runs from base 166 to 1797 and encodes 543 amino acids.